Meriones unguiculatus (Mongolian gerbil) is the source of this 2751-nucleotide messenger RNA. RefSeq names its product Bardet-Biedl syndrome 7 (gene Bbs7). Gene Ontology annotation, molecular function: protein binding. Lineage: Eukaryota; Metazoa; Chordata; Mammalia; Rodentia; Muridae. The record is from RefSeq and is a predicted model, not a curated record. Gene Ontology annotation, biological process: intracellular transport; intracellular protein localization; non-motile cilium assembly. Gene Ontology annotation, cellular component: BBSome; membrane; ciliary basal body. Bases 149 to 2296 code for a protein of 715 amino acids. The transcript is spliced from 20 exons.
GAGCCUGGGACUGGUCACGUGAGGAGCUGGCGUCGCCGGGCGCUGCUGGGCGCUGCUGCCCGCACGCAGGCCGGGCCGCCCGCUGAGCGGUGGGAUCUCUGAGGGGCUUCCAGACCCGAGGGCAGCCCGACCCCUCCGUGCGGCCGCCAUGGAACUGACUUUAAGCCGGGCAGAUUAUCUCCAGGUGGGAGUUACCUCUCAGAAGACUAUGAAGUUGCUUCCUGCCUCAAGACAGAGAGCUACACAAAAGGUGGUUGCCGGAGAUCAGGAUGGGGUAGUGAUCUGCUUCAGCGUGAAGAAAGGCGAGGCGGUGACAGUGUUCAAGACUUUGCCGGGGCAGAAGAUUUCAAGGCUGGAACUGGGAGGGGCUCUUAACACACCCCAGGAGAAAAUCUUCAUUGCUGCGGGGUCCGAGAUUAGAGGCUUCACAAAGAGGGGAAAGCAGUUUCUCUCUUUUGAAACAAACCUCACUGAAAGCAUUAAAGCUAUGUACAUAUCUGGCUCUGACCUCUUUCUCAGUGCGAGUUACAUCUAUAAUCAUUACUGUGAUUGCAAAGAUCAACAUUAUUACCUUUCUGGGGACAAAAUCAAUGAUGUCAUCUGCCUUCCCGUGGAAAGGUUAUCUCGCAUGACACCAGUGCUGGCCUGCCAGGACAGGGUGCUCCGCGUCUUACAGGGAUCUGAUGUGAUAUAUGAAAUUGAAGUUCCUGGACCACCCAGUGUCUUAGCGCUCCAUAAUGGAGAUGGCGGUGACUCUGGAGAAGGCCUUCUGUUUGGCACAUCAGAUGGGAAACUCGGACUUAUUCAGAUAACCACAUCCAAACCAAUACACAAAUGGGAAAUUCGAAAUGACAAAAAACGGGGAGGUAUCUUGUGUAUUGACAGUUUUGAUAUCAUGGGUGACGGAGUUAAAGAUUUACUUGUUGGGAGAGAUGAUGGAAUGGUGGAAGUGUAUAGCUUUGAGAAUGCAAAUGAACCUGUGCUACGAUUUGAUCAAAUGUUGUCUGAAAGCAUCACAUCGAUCCAGGGUGGGUGUGUGGGGAAAGAUGGUUAUGAUGAAAUUGUGCUGGCCACAUAUUCAGGCUGGGUGACGGGGCUGACUACAGAGCCCACUCAUAAGGAAAGUGGACCAGGUGAAGAACUGAAACUAAACCAGGAAAUGCAGAAUAAAAUUUCUUCUUUACGGAGUGAGCUAGAACAUCUGCAGCUUAAAGUGCUGCAGGAGAGAGAAAACUACCAACAGGCUUCGCAGUCAAGCAAGGCCAAGUCAACAGUACCUUCAUUCAGCAUAAAUGACAAGUUCACGCUCAAUAAAGACGACGCCAGCUACAGCCUCGUCUUAGAGGUGCGGACUGCAAUAGAUAAUGUCUUAAUACAGAGUGACGUUCCAAUAGAUCUGCUCGAUGUGGAUAAGAAUUCUGCUGUUGUGAGCUUUAGCAGCUGUGACACAGAGUCCAAUGACAACUUUCUUCUUGCCACCUAUCGGUGCCAGGCAAAUACCACCAGGCUGGAGCUCAAGAUUCGCUCAAUUGAAGGCCAGUAUGGCACACUUCAGGCAUAUGUGACUCCAAGAAUUCAACCAAAAACUUGUCAGGUCCGCCAGUACCACAUCAAACCUCUGUCUCUCCACCAAAGAACUCACUUCAUCGACCACGACAGACCCAUGAACACGCUGACUCUAAUAGGCCAGUUCAGCUUCGCUGAAGUCCACUCCUGGGUGGUGUUCUGCCUGCCCGAAGUUCCUGAAAAGCCUCCAGCAGGAGAAUGCACAACAUUUUACUUCCAGAACACCUUUCUGGAUACACAGCUAGAGUGUGUAUACAGAAAAGGAGAAGGAGUUUUUAAAUCGGACAACAUUUCUACAAUAUCCAUCCUAAAAGAUGUGCUUUCUAAAGAAGCUACAAAAAGAAAAAUUAAUCUCAACAUAUCAUACGAGAUAAAUGAAGUGUCAGUCAAGCACACUUUAAAGCUAAUCCACCCGAAGCUGGAGUAUCAGUUGCUUCUGGCUAAGAAAGUGCAGUUAAUUGAUGCCCUAAAGGAAUUGCAGGUCCAUGAGGGAAAUACAAACUUUCUGAUUCCAGAAUAUCGCUGUAUUCUGGAAGAGGCAGACCACCUACAAGAAGAAUACAAAAAGCAGCCUGCACAUCUGGAAAGACUCUACGGUAUGAUUACUGAUCUUUUCAUAGAUAAAUUUAAGUUCAAAGGCACUAACGUAAAAACCAAAGUUCCUGUUCUAUUGGAGAUUCUUGACAGCUACGACCAGAACACAUUGAUUUCUUUCUUUGAUGCAGCAUGAAAGAUAAACAAGGAUUUGGAAUGGAUUCGCACCCAGUUUCUCUCUUAGUUCGUGACAUGAUCCUCCUGCAAUCUAUGAAAUACUUGGCUAAGUGCUAUAGACUAUGGCCAGAGGAGUAAGCAGCGCCUGCUUGGAGCAGAGGAACCCCAGAUAGAUGCCCUAUAUGUAACCAGAAGAGUGAUGGCGUCUUAAGAUUUUCCUGUACUGUAGUACCCAGGAAACCCUUUUUUAUUAUAUAUGCUGGGUAAAGACGACUUUCAAUGACUAAACAGAAGUUUUAGUCAUUCAUUUCAGGGGAAUAUUGUAUUGAACAUUUUAAAAUGCUCUAAAGAUAAUAGAAAAUAAGCUGUCUUCUGUUGUCAAAAGGUAGUUAUGACUUUUUCAGAAAAUGAUUACAUUUUGUUACAUUUUAUAUGCAGUUCUUAAAUAUUAAAUGUAAACAUUUAAGGCACAUA